Messenger RNA from Cyphellophora attinorum, 2865 nucleotides. RefSeq names its product DNA repair protein rad16. Gene Ontology annotation, cellular component: nucleotide-excision repair factor 1 complex. Gene Ontology annotation, molecular function: single-stranded DNA binding; damaged DNA binding; single-stranded DNA endonuclease activity. The record is from RefSeq and is a predicted model, not a curated record. The coding region runs from base 1 to 2865 and encodes 954 amino acids. The transcript is spliced from 2 exons. Lineage: Eukaryota; Fungi; Ascomycota; Eurotiomycetes; Chaetothyriales; Cyphellophoraceae. Gene Ontology annotation, biological process: double-strand break repair via homologous recombination; resolution of meiotic recombination intermediates; double-strand break repair via single-strand annealing, removal of nonhomologous ends.
AUGGCGGCAACCAACGGGCAGCCGCCCAUCAAGUUGGCUCUUCCUCUCCCCUUCCAGCAAGACAUAUACACCCUCUUGCGUGGUGAGGACGCCCUGGUCGUCCUGGCCCGGGGCCUCGGUCUUCUCAAGAUCGUGACAAAUCUUCUACACUCCUACGAUGCUGCUGGCAACUCGCUCGUCAUCGUGGUCGGGGCGGAGGACCAGGAGAACCACUCUAUCGGAGAAGCGCUGGCUGAAGCCACUGUCAUGAGCCAGUCAUCUCAUGCCAGAGGCUUGAAGGUGAUCAAUACCGACAAAGCAAGCGUCUCAACUCGAGAAAAACUGUACUCGGAAGGCGGUAUUAUAUCUGUCACGACUCGGAUCCUGAUAGUCGAUCUUCUUUCGAAACUGCUCGAUCCAGAAACGGUGACGGGUAUGGUCUUCCUACAUGCGGAAAAAGUAUCGACGACCUCCAUGGAAGCAUUUGUCGCCCGAAUUUUCCGACAGCACAACAAGAUCGGCUUCGUCAAAGCAGUUUCGGACGCACCAGAACCAUUGCAGUCGGGCUAUUCGCCACUAGGCACAACUCUCCGGAAUCUUUUCCUCAGGAAACCCGCCCUCUAUCCCCGUUUCCAUGCUAGAGUGGCUCAGAGUCUCGAGGGCAAGAAAAAGGCGGACGUGGUAGAGCUCGAGAUUCCGAUGACAGACGCAAUGUUCAGAAUACAGCAGGCUGUACUCGAAUGCGUCGAGUUGUGUAUAUCGGAACUUCGAAAGGCGAACUCUGGAGUGGACCUGGACGACUGGAGUGUCGAGUCUGCCUUACACCAGAACUUCGACUCCAAGAUUCGGCGACAGCUUGAUCCUGUGUGGCACAGGGUCAGCUUCCGCACUCGGCAAAUUGCCCGAGACCUGACGACAUUACGAGAAAUCUUGAAUUACUUACUAAGCUACGAUUGUAUAUCGUUAUUGAAGCAUCUGGACACCGUCCGAGCAACGCUUUCUCCCCCUCCUGGGUCUACCAAGCAGAACUACUCGCCUUGGCUUCUGACCGAGACAGCAGAGACCAUCUUCACCGUGGCAAAGAAUCGAGUCUACAGUGGUGAUCGAUCAGAGGCAACAGCAGACGAGAUCUCGACGUCAUUGAGGCCAGUCCUCGAAGAGCAGCCCAAAUGGGCGCUUCUGGCCGAAAUUCUUAGCGAGAUUGAGACAGAAGCAUAUUUCAAUCCCAGCGGAAACAAUCCGGUGCAGACUGUGCUCGUUAUGUGCAACGACCAGCGUACUUGCCGCCAGAUCAAAGAACACCUCCAGACUAUGCAUAUCAAGCCCGAGGCUGACGAUGCCACGAACGGCCGAGCGCCCCACGAGGUAGAACAAGACCAAAGCAGAGGCUCCGCCGAAUGGAUGAUGCGUCGCAAGCUCCGAGACUACCUGCACUGGCGGAAGAACUUCAACAAAGUCCAAUCCGCACUAUUUGACGAGAACCAGAAAUCCCUCGCAGACAUCAAGAACGCCAGCGCCGCGUCCCGACUGAAUGCCAAAGGCGCGCCAAGCAACAAACGAAGGAGAACACGUGGGGGCGGCGUAAUGGGUACCAAUGGCAGUCGACCAGGAACCGACCGAGAAGCACAAGUCGCGCUCCUCCUCGAUUCUCUCCGUCCCGACGAAGCCGAGAAGCGCUCUACCACCGACGAUCCCCUAAUCGACGAUCUGACGACCGCCACCGAAGCCCAAUUCACCCUCUACGAGCCCUCCGACCAGAUCGUCGUACAUCCCUACUCCGGCGACGGCGACGACUUCCUCCUUGAAGAAGUCCGCCCGACUCACAUCAUUAUGUACUCGCCCGCCGCAGACUUUAUUCGGCGCGUCGAGAUCUACAAAUCCUCACACUCAUCCCGGACCAGCCUCCGCACUUACUUCUUCUACUACGAGAAAUCCGUCGAAGAACAGACCUACCUCACCCGCAUUCGUCGCGAAAAGGAAGCAUUUACGCGUUUGAUCACGGAACGCGCCUCCUUGGCCCUCACUAUCCAAGACUCCCACUCCACCUCAGGAGCAACCGACGGCGACGCAUUCCUCCGCACAAUCAACACGCGGAUCGCGGGCGGCGGCAAGCUCGCCGCUACCGCCGCCCCGCCCUGCAUUGUCGUCGACAUGCGCGAGUUCCGCUCCUCCCUCCCGUCCUUGUUGCACGGCGCCAGCAACAUCGUCUUGCCUUGCCAGCUCACCGUGGCGGACUAUGUCUUGAGCCCCACCAUCUGCGUGGAACGCAAGUCCGUGACCGAUUUGAUCCAGUCUUUCAAGAACGGGAGGUUGUUGAAUCAGGCGGAGGCGAUGCUGCAACAUUAUCAACAUCCGUUUCUGCUGAUUGAGUUUGAACAUAACAAGUCGUUCACCCUUGACCCCUUUGCCGAUCUGACCUCGCUCCAAACACUCAAGACACCCGACGCGGACUCGAGGGAUUUGCAGUCGAAACUCGUCCUGUUGACUAUCUCGUUUCCGCGGCUUAAGAUCAUAUGGUCCUCGAGUCCGUUUCAGACGGCGGAGAUCUUUGCGGAGCUGAAGAAGGGGCAGCCGGAGCCGGAUCCGUUGCGGGCGGUGCAGAUCGGAUUGAGUGAGGAGGGCUUGGAAGGACUAGACGAAGAAGAACGCACGUUUAAUAUGGCGCCGCAGGACUUGUUGAAGACGGUGCCGGGAAUUAACAAUAAGAAUGCGACGAGACUAACGUUGGAGACGAAGAAUGUGAUGGAGGUGGCAAAUAUGACGGAGCGGCAGUUGGAGCCGUUGGUUGGGAAGACGGUCGGGAGGCAGGUUGUUAGGUUUUUUGGAAGGCAGGUUUGGGGCGAUGAGGAGGGGGAUGGGGGAGAGGGGGACGGAGACGAUGGAUGA